CAGCAGCUUAGACACACGACAGGCAGACAGGCAGAGCACCAUCACAGGGGCAACAAAGGGACGCAUGGUUCAUCCAAGGCAUCAAAUGAAUAAAUGAUUCAUUGAGACAAGUUGCACUUGCAGACACACGUUUGAUUGCAUCUGUCCUCACCUCAAAGGUUGCAAUAUUACUGAACAGUCAUGGAGCUGGAGCACUUUGAUGAGCGGGACAAGGCUCAGAGAUACACCCGAAGGGGUUCGAGAGGGAAUGGGCUCCCCAGUCCCACUCACAGUGCUCACUGCAGCCUAUACAGAACCAGGACACUGCAAGCACUGAGCUCAGAAAAGAAGGCCAAGAAGAUUCGUUUCUACCGCAAUGGGGACCGCUACUUCAAAGGGAUUGUUUAUGCCAUUUCUCAGGAGAGAUUUAGGUCUAUAGAAGCACUCCUGGCUGACCUCACCAGAUCUCUGUCAGAUAAUGUCAAUUUGCCCCAAGGGGUGCGGACCAUAUAUACCAUUGAUGGGAUGACGAAGAUCACCAACAUGGACCAGCUGGUGGAAGGAGAGAGCUAUGUUUGUGCAUCCAUAGAGCCCUACAAGAAACUGGAAUACACAAAGAAUGUAAAUCCCAACUGGGCGGUUGGUGCUAGGACUGCUGUGUCUGUCCGCGACCCUUCUUCCCUUGGUAGUGCAAAGGCUGGUUUCCCAGAAACUAGAGAGAGCAAGGACUUCAUUAAGCCCAAACUGGUAACCAUUGUCCGCAGUGGAGUAAAGCCUCGCAAGGCCGUACGGGUCUUGCUCAACAAGAAGACUGCACACUCCUUUGAGCAAGUCAUGACUGACAUCACAGAUGCCAUUAAGCUGGACUCAGGAGUCGUCAAAAGGCUAUUCACUGUUGACGGCAAGAUGAUCUCCUGCCUUCAGGACUUUUUUGGGGAAGAUGACAUAUUCUUUGCCUGUGGCCCAGAGAAGUUCCGUUAUCAGGAUGACUUCAACCUGGAUGAAACUGAAUGCAGGGUGGCAAAGUCUGCAUCAUAUGGCCGGCUCCCCUCCGUGCAAGGUCGCUCUUCUCCAAGAAGUGGUGGGAUGUCCCGCAGAAGCAAGUCUCCCUCAUCCACUGGUUCUGCUAAUGGCACUGCAGGCAGUCAACUGUCCACACCUCGAUCUGGAAAGUCUCCCAGCCCCUCUCCAACUAGUCCAGCUAGCCUCAGAAGAAGACAGGGAUCUCAGCACAGUGGCUCUUCACUCUCUUUAGCCUCAACCAAGGUUUGCAGCUCGAUGGAUGAAGGAGAUGGGCCCGGCAGUGAAGGUCUUCUUUUAUUUUGCUCUACAGCUGAGCUUAUGGAUGACUACCCUUCUGUCCCUGCCCCCAUAGCAGAGAGGUACAAAGUGGGGAGAACUUUAGGGGAUGGAAACUUUGCUGUGGUCCGGGAGUGUGUGGAGAAAUCCACUGGAAGAGAGUACGCCCUGAAGAUCAUCAGCAAAGAUAAAUGCAGGGGAAAGGAGCACAUGAUCCAGAGUGAAGUGUCAAUCCUUCGCCGUGUGAAACAUCCCAAUAUCGUACUUUUAAUCGAAGAAAUGGACACCCAUAAUGAGCUCUAUCUUGUAAUGGAGUUAGUGAAGGGGGGUGAUCUCUUUGAUGCAAUCACGUCUUCUAACAAAUACACAGAACGAGACGCGAGCUGUAUGCUGUUCAAUCUGGCAAGUGCCAUCAAGUACCUGCACAGCCUCAAUAUUGUCCACAGAGACAUAAAACCUGAAAACCUGUUGGUCUAUGAGCACCAUGAUGGUAGUAAAUCUCUGAAACUAGGUGACUUUGGCUUGGCUACUGUUGUCAAUGGGCCCCUCUAUACUGUGUGUGGCACACCCACCUACGUAGCACCAGAAAUCGUUGCUGAGGCAGGAUAUGGCCUCAAGGUUGACAUUUGGGCAGCUGGUGUCAUCUCUUACAUACUGCUGUGUGGCUUUCCUCCUUUCCGUGGCAGCAGUGGUGAGGAUCAGGAGGCUCUCUUUGAACAGAUUUUGAGGGGCCAGCUGGACUUCCCUGCACCAUACUGGGACAAUGUGUCUGACACUGCCAAGGCUCUAAUCACUGAGAUGCUGCAGGUAGAGGUGGAUCAGAGAUACACAGCUGUACAGGUGCUCGAUCACCCCUGGGUCAAUGCUGACGGUGCGUCAGAGAAGGAACACCAGUUGCCUGUGGCUGGGAAGAUCAAGAAGCACUUUAACACCGGGCCUCGGCUCAACAACACCACAGCGGGAGUGUCAGUCAUUACAACCACGCCACUUGAUAAAGAGAAGCAAGUUUUCCGACGAAGACGCUACCAGGAUGUGAAGUCUGCACCCAACCUCCCACGCAGUGUUGGUGCCAGCGCCUCCCACAGUGCCAACCCUGGCAUCUUCCCUGUUGACUUCAACUCUGAGUCUGAAGAUCAUUCCCCAAGUUCGGUUGACACUGUCCGUUCACCCAUCUCUCCGUUCUAGCAGCCUUCCUGAGGGCACAGCACCGUCCAUCCCUUCAGAGGGUUGAGUGCAAAACGGAACAACCCAACAUUGGAUUCAGUCUGCUGACUUGGACAUUCACAGACUGCAUAUUUACCUGUACCUAUUUUUUUUUUCCUGUCAUAGUACUUUUAUUUCAAGUCCAAAAUACACUGAUCAGAUAAAGGGGCAGUUAGUCUCUGGAUCAAAGAAUACACAAUAAGAGCAUGCAACAAUCUUUAAUAUAGUUUCCCUUUUCUUUCUUAAAAAAAAAAAAAAAAAAGCCACCAAACUGUAUAAGCCUUAUUUCUACACAGCAAGCACUGGUUCAUUGUAGUACACUAGGGCCCUCUACUGGUUUAUAUUGUACACUGCAGGAAAGAUGGCGUGCUUCAUGAAGCACUUUGCUUUUUAAUGGAGGGUGUAAAUGCAAGACAUUGAAACCUUUAGCUUCUAAAUAUUAAAUUACAUAACUUUGUGAUAUGACAAGUUUGGUGCAUAUAAUUUACUGUAUGGACUUAAACACAAAUGAUUGUUUGAUAAUAACCCUCACAAAACAGCAUUAAUAGUAACAGUCACCUCUCUGUUGUACAGUGUAACAUUUAGGUUACUUUGCUGUGGUACUUGAGGUUCUGGUAUAUAAACCUUAGGCACUGUUUAAGAGAAUUUUAAGAGGACAUGCUGCUAUUAUUGUACCAUAAGCAUUAUCUGUACUGAACAGAUCUUUUGUAGGAUUAGUAUUGUCCUGCCACCCAGUAGCUUGGCUCGUAGAGAAUUGAGGGCACUUAUGUUUGACUGUUGAUGGUCCAGCUUACCUGUGUGCUUGAGGAUGAUUAUUUAAGCAGUAGCUUUGUUACAUGUCUGUGAGAGUGUGGUUGUAAUUUGGUGAUGGUGCAGAUGAAUCUUAGUGCUGUGUAGCUGGUAGUAAGUGCAUGUGUAAAACCUUGCCUUGGCACAUGUGGAUUGAAGUGCAAUUAGGUGUACUGCCCAAUGAGCACACUAUCAAAUUUGUCCUUCACAUGCUGGAGUAAGUGAGAAUGGAUCUGUUGCUGGUAUUAUUGGUAUCCAACUGACGCAUUUCUCUAUCACAGGGGGCAGUUAACUCUUGUGGAACAUCGGGAUUGUUUUUCACACACAGAUAAGAAACAAGUUAAAUGUUGGUAAACAGCAGUGCUUCCAGUAAAAUCCAUUAUUUUAAUAUUUGUUCAUACAGAAAUUUUGUUGAACUUUUUUAAAUAAUCGGAUCAAACAACAUAACCAAGACCACUUCAUACACUGGUUCAUCAGAGACAAAAUAUUCAUGGAUGUGAAUGUCCGCUUCUGUAACCUGCAUGUCUGAUAAUAUGCAUCCUAACUCAGUUGUUCUGGUCUUUUACUAUUCGAUAUACGCCUGUCAGAUAUGAAACCAUUUCUGUUGUCAUUGUUCAUGCUGUCUUGAUGAAUGCAGUUCAGUUAAGGCAGACUAUAGCCAUUCAUACUACAGUUGAGUUAACUUGUAUAUACGUAUUUUAACAGAAAUGUAAUAUCCCACCACUCACUUUGUUGUUAAAGGGCUUCUUAGUUUUUGACCUGAAGGGGGUGAACCAUAAAGCACAAAGAAAGAAAGUUGUUACAGCAACUUUUUGGGAUUGUUUGUUUUCAAGACGGUGUAUGAUUUUCAUCAUCUGAAAAAACAUGUCAUGUUUGUAUACAGUUUGACAAAAUGGUACUCAAAGACAACUGGGAAUGUCACUGUAAUGUGGAAGCAGAUGGAGAAUGUGAAUGCUGUAUUAUAUUCAUCCAUAUUCCAUUAAUGUAAGAACAUUAUAAAACCUGCAUAAGGAAAAAAAUGGUUAUACACUUCUUUUCAAUUCAUUAGAAAAAAAAAAAUAUAGUUCAAAGCAAACUUCCACCAAUGUACUCUGCAAAGAAACUUAACCUGGAAAUAAAAAAGAUUUAAUUAA
Molecule: messenger RNA, 4403 nt
Organism: Seriola aureovittata
Lineage: Eukaryota; Metazoa; Chordata; Actinopteri; Carangiformes; Carangidae
Product: serine/threonine-protein kinase DCLK1-like
Exons: 16
Coding region: 181-2463 (760 amino acids)
Biological process (GO): protein phosphorylation; intracellular signal transduction
Molecular function (GO): protein kinase activity; ATP binding
Source: RefSeq, a predicted model, not a curated record